This is a messenger RNA of Carassius carassius (crucian carp), 3394 nucleotides long. Its product is annotated as C-Jun-amino-terminal kinase-interacting protein 3-like. The transcript has 27 exons. Lineage: Eukaryota; Metazoa; Chordata; Actinopteri; Cypriniformes; Cyprinidae. Gene Ontology annotation, cellular component: cytoplasm. Gene Ontology annotation, molecular function: kinesin binding; JUN kinase binding; MAP kinase scaffold activity. Gene Ontology annotation, biological process: vesicle-mediated transport. Bases 362 to 3328 code for a protein of 988 amino acids. The record is from RefSeq and is a predicted model, not a curated record.
CACCAAAACAUCUCCAGACAUGAACAGCGCCGACUAACCCCAAUGACUUCGGUCAGUUUAGUUUUUGAGAAUGAACGUGAAACAGAAGACAAGAAGCAUGGAAGAGGGGGAAUUAACUGGAAAUACCAAAUGGCUUAAGAAAAUAGUUCUGUUUCUCUUGUAGUCAUUUAUAAGAGCAAGAAGAGAUGUUUUAGUAUACGCGCAAGCUGUCACUAACACACUACCACAUUAUUUUCAUGCUUGUUUUGGUACACACUGAAACCAUUUUAAGGUAGUGAAAACAGUGUGAUAAAAAGGAAGAGUUUUGUGUUUAAUAUCAAAGUUCAGCGGCAAGACAGCCAGAGAAAGAGAACUGUGAAACAUGGAUUAUGGUGAAAGUGCUCUUUGUGGAAGUGGAGAACUGGAGCUGGAUCUAGACAUUGUGAGCGAGGAGGCGGGGAAACUGUACUCAGAACUGCAGUUGGUGGUGGAGACCCAUGGAGCUGGUGUGGUGGAGUCCCUUCUGCCCAUCCUCGUCUGGGUUCUGGAAAGGCUGGCGAACUGCAGGGCUCAGCUGAGAGAGAGAGAGGAGAAGGCCGAGAAAGACAAAAAAGACAGAGAAGAACUGCUGGAGAGGUAUCAGAAUGAGAAAACACUGAGGAGAGAGAGCCAAGAGCGCUAUUUGGAGUUGGAUGACCAGUUUGAGCAAGAGAGAAGGGCAAAGCGUGCAAGAGAAAUGGAGAGAGAACAGAGAGAAAGAGAACUGGAGAGAAAAGCCAGGGAACAAGCUGAUCAAUUAAUGAUGUUGGAGGAGCAGAAAGCAAAUCUGACACGAGAGCUAAACUCAAUUAAACAGACACAUAACAAGUCAGUACUGACACAUCAAGUUCUGCUGGAAAAGAAAAAGGAGAUGGAGAGCGAAGCCUUCACUUUGAGGAAUCAUGUGCAUAGCAAACAUUCAGAAGCUGUUUCUACACAUGGCCAAACAGAGACCUCCAUCACUGAAGAGCAUGAUCCAAAACCUUGCAGUGCCCCUGAUUCCACUGCAUCAGAAAUUACUGUAACCAGCAACAGCAAAGUGACUGAUGCUGAAGUUAACCAUAAUAACGAUCAGUUCUUUAUCAGUGACAUCAUAAGCUCCACCCCUGAGCUGGCUCAUUUGAAGGGCUUUGUUGAAACAAGCUCCCCUGUUUGUUCAAAGACAGCCUCUGAAUUAAACUCCAGUUUGUUUGAUGAAGUGAAACAAGCCCAGGAGGAUGAGAGCGAGGUGGUUGAAGACCAGAAGGUGGAAGAUGGAGAGAAAACAGAGGAGAAGGAAGAGAUAUACAAUGACUCUGAAUGCUUGGAGUGGGAGUUGAGGAAUACAGACUCUGUGUUUUCAGAGUUAUCUGAACUCAGCAGGGAAUAUGUGGAAAACGUUGAUCAUGGGGCCAGUAUCAGAGAUAGCACAGGCCAGUUUGAGCAGAUUCUUUCUCAAUAUGAAGAACUAAAACACACUCAUGAAAUGGUGGAUACUGCUCGUAAGGCCCUUAUAUCCCGUGUUGAGGAGCUGACCAGUGAAAGAUCUGCCCUGAAUAUGGAACUUUAUUCUUGCCGUGAAACCAUCAGCCGACUGGAAGGAAAAACCAAGGAGAUGGAGGAUGAAAUCAAGCGAUUACAAAAACAGCUUGAGAAAGUCCAGUCCCUGGACCCUGAUGCUGUGCUACCUACUUCCCUCCGUCGCUUCUCUCGUUCUGAAAUGGCCCGGGUGGUCAUGGAGAAGAAUCAGUACAAAGAGCGACUGUUCGAACUGCAGGAAUCUCUGCGGCAUGCUCCGCUUCAGAAAGUUAUAAAAGAAGAGCAACCCCCUGUGGAAGAGAAGGGUAGUGUCUGGAGCAGGUUUAAUAAUUUUCUAAGUCUGACAAAAGGUCAGUUAGCUCCAGCCACAGCUCCAGCAGUAACCCUCUCUCCUACACCAGCUUCUGCACAAACACCAGUGGUGUCUCCACAGCAACUCUCUACAAAAUCACCCCAAACAGAAAGUUCUCCAUCUCUCAGCUUAAGGAAAAGAGAGUUGUACAGGGAGAUCCGUACUCAUGUGUGGACUGCUCUGGGUAAAAAACAGUUCAGUGGCUGGAGCAUGCCCCUCGCUGUUACAGACAUGAAGGACUCAGAACUCCCUCCUGAGCCCAAAGACGUGCCCGUCCUCAUCCAGCUGAGACUGCUGGACCAGAGAGAUGCUACAGCGAAGCUCAUUUGUGCUGCUGCAGUUCCUCCAGAGAUAUCAGGAGAGCAGACGUGUUUUGUGUGGGCCAUCACUGGACCUGCUUCCAGCAGUGAAGUCACAGUGAUUGACCCGGCUCGCUCCAAUACCAUUCUGGAUCAGUUCAACCUUCCACCCACAUCCCCUGCAUUAUGCAUCUGUGCUGUACCCCCUACUGGAGAGACUCCGGGGACUGUGUGGAUUGGAACCCAGGAUGGAGGUGUGCUGAUUCAUUCAUCCUCCAGCUCCAGGUGCCGCUGUUUGCAGUCUUUCAGUCUUUCUGAGGGGGUUCACUCUCUGACGUAUUCUGAGGGCGAGGUGAUCGCUGGCUUGGCCAAUGGGAUCUUUGCAUUCUUCACCCAUAAUUCAGGCAUCUGGAAUCUCCAGUCUCAAGAGAUGCUUUCGCUUGGCACACCACCUUUGCAGCCCAUUCGCUGUUGCCUUGUUAAGGAUGGCUGUCUUUGGGUGGGAUACUGGAAUAAAGUUUACAUCAUCAGUGUGAAAAUUCGGAAAGUAGAGAAAUUGUUCACAGUGUCUGAGCGAACUGAGCAGCAGGUGCGUUUUCUGUGCGCAGGAGGAAGUGGCGUUUGGGCUGCAUGCCGUUUGGAUCCCAUUCUUAGGCUUUUUGAUUGGACAACUGGCCGCCCUCUACAGGAAGUAGAUUUAUCAUCCAUAGUGACUAAAGCUUUAGGCUCUGCGUUCCUGUCUCUCUCUCCUCUUCAGAUCACAGCCUUGUCUGUGGCCAGUGGGCGGUUGUGGGUGGGAACAGGAAGUGGUGCAAUCUUCUCAGUUCCCCUGUCCCUCAGUUCAGAGUCCCGCUCUAUACCAUACUGCUCUCUUGCUUCAGCUCAGCUCUGUUACCAUGGCCAUCGACAAGCAGUUAAAUUCAUAAUUUCUGCUUCAGGCUGCCGUAGUUCCUCCAGUUCACCAGAUGGCGCUGUUACUAUCUCUCAGCUCAUUCUCAGUGGCGGAGAAGGAUACAUCAACUUCCGAAUUGGAGAUGAUGGAAGUGAUGGGGCCAGUGAGUCUGUCCUACAGAGAUCAGAACGAAGUCACAUGAUUAUUUGGCAGAGCCCCACCCCCUCCGUUCCAAGCCCCGCCCUCUGAAAGCACUAAAAGCUGUUCAAUCAAACAGUCCUUGAGCUUUAUCAGGAUAAGAUUGUCAUGCAUAGU